Molecule: messenger RNA, 1321 nt
Organism: Anolis sagrei ordinatus
Lineage: Eukaryota; Metazoa; Chordata; Lepidosauria; Squamata; Anolidae
Source: RefSeq, a predicted model, not a curated record
UGAGUGAGCAGAGAGCAAGAGCCAUAGAAAUCCAUGGAGUCUGAAAAUAGUAUCAGUCCAACUGUUUCCUCACACCAGAGAACCCGCAGUGGGGGCAAAUCAUUUAAAUGCACAGAAUGUGGUAAGAAUUUCAACUGUAGAAGUCAUCUUACUCGACAUCAAAGGAUACAUACAGGAGAGAAACCAUAUCAGUGCACAGAAUGUGGGAAGAGUUUCAGCAUAAGAGGAAGCCUUACUGUCCACCAAAGAAUUCACAGUGGAGAGAAACCAUAUCAAUGCCUGGAGUGUGGAAAGAGUUUCCGUGUUGCUGGAAGUCUGACAAUACAUCAACGACUUCAUACAGGUGAAAAGCCUUAUAAAUGCACGGAGUGCAAAAAGAGCUUCCGUUUAAGCAGUAACUUACUUUUACAUAAACGAAUCCACACAGGAGAGAAACCAUAUAAAUGCCUAGAGUGUGGAGAGAGCUUCAAUAACAAAGGAAGUCUUACUGGCCACCAAAGAAUCCAUACAGGGGAAAAACCAUGUACAUGCCUAGUGUGUGGAAAGAGCUUCCGUUUAAGUACUAUCCUUUCUGCACAUCGAAGAGUCCACACAAAGAAGAAACCACAUAAAUGUAUGGAAUGCGGAAAGAGCUUCGGUUCGAGUCAAGAGCUUACUUUGCAUCGAAGACUCCACACAGGAGAGAAACCAUAUAAAUGCCUGGAGUGUGGAAGGACCUUCCGGGAAUCAGGGAAACUAACUCUGCACCAGAGAACCCACACAGGAGAGAGACCAUAUACCUGCCUAGAGUGUGGAAAGAGCUUCCGCCAAAAGCCGCAUCUUACUACGCACCUGAGAAUCCACACAGGGGAGAAGCCAUAUAAAUGCCUAGAAUGUGGAAAGAGCUUCAAUAAUGGCGGAAAUUUCAGUAAUCAUCAAAAAAACCACACUGGGGAGAAACCGUAUAAAUGCAUGGAGUGUGGAAAGAACUUCCGCUUAAGUACCAGCCUUACUUUGCACCAAAGAACCCACACGGGUGAGAAACCGUAUAAGUGCACCACCUGCGGGAAAAGCUUCAGUCAACAUUCACACCUUUCCAUUCACCAGAGAAGCCACACAGGAAAGAAACCAUAUCAAUGCACAGAAUGCGGAACGCGUUUCAGCUGUAAAGAUAGCGUUACUCGUCAUGAAAGGAUGCAUGCGCAGGAAAAACAGCCAAAUGCAAAGACCUCCAGUGAAAAGAGGAAACUGCGCUUCAAAAAGCCAUUGUAGAGCUUGUUCCAAGUUUUUAUCAGAAUUUUCCUAAUUGGGUGUUUAUUAAAGUUUGGGUCUACUGGCCCUU